AUGUUUAUUGCAUAUUUCUACAGACCUUUUCUGAUAACCAUAUCAAGGCGUUCUGCUCUUGUCUUGGGUAGAAAUGUUUCUUCAUUUUUUCCUCUGAAAACUCGAGAACUUAUUAGUAUUCGAGGUGGUGCCACGCUUGAUUUUCUACAAGGAUUAAUGACCAAUGAUGCUCGCUGUUUGGAAUGCAAACCCUCUGUUUUAUUUUCGUUAUUUCUGAACGUGAAGGGUCGUGUAGUUUGUGAUUCUCUAAUCUAUCAUGUUGAUAAUAAAGAUACAGAGGAGCCGCACUAUAUAAUUGAAUGCGAUAGCAAAUGCAAGCUAAACUUACUUAAUCUUCUGCGUUUCUACAAUAUUCGCAAAAAAGUCCACGUUUCAGAAGAGCCAUCGAUUAGAGUUCUCACUAGCUUAAAACCCUCAGAAGAAGAUUUGAAUUUCAAUCGUGCUUUGUUUGUUAGUAAGGAUCCUCGUCCUGUUCCCGGUUGGUCAUGGCGAAUGCUAGUUCCAUCGGAUGCCGUUUCCCAACCGGCUACUUCUUCAAUCAAUCAUGAAAGGCUUUACCGGCGAGUUCGAUAUUGCCUUGGGCUUCCAGAAGGUGCUGCAGAGUUCAGAGCAAACGAUGGGUUACCUCUGGAGGCCAAUGCAGAUAUCUGCUAUGGUAUCAGUUUCAAUAAGGGCUGUUAUAUUGGCCAGGAGUUAACCGCUCGCUCGCGAUUUGUCGGUGUUAUUCGGAAGAGAUUAGCUCCAAUUGUUUUUGAACUUCCAGUAGAUCCCGACAUCGUUCCCAUUGAAUCGCCAAUCUACCGCAUUUCCAGUUCAACCAAUUCCGUGGUAGGAAAUCGUCCAGUUGGAUGGGUCCGGGGCAUUGAAGAUCCCCUGACGGGUUCGACGGAGAAACAAGUAGGAUUGGCUCUUCUGCGAAUGGCAGAAUGCGCUGAAGCAAUUUCCAAGGGUGACCAUUUUUGGGUCGAUGUUUCCGAGGCUGCGACAGCCGUAUCAGCGGAGUCAAUAAUCGAGUCUUCUGGGAAUAGAAUUGUUCAUCCCUUUGUUCCAUUUUGGUGGGAAGAUGAUAUUGCAGUUGGAAUUCCAAGAAUGGGCAAUCCUCUCCCUGAUUAG
This is a messenger RNA of Rodentolepis nana, 1113 nucleotides long. Lineage: Eukaryota; Metazoa; Platyhelminthes; Cestoda; Cyclophyllidea; Hymenolepididae. The record is from the annotation of a GenBank genome assembly.